CGAAGAUGGAUGGUCCACACCUACCACCCUUACCACUGGCAAGAAUCAUGCCUUUAAGCUUUAUCAUCUCCUACUAACUUGCGCACAUUCGAUGCACCUAGACUCCUUUUCCAUUAAGGAUGCUUCUAUCGUCCUGCCUCAGGCCUUCCUUUCGAAUAACCCCUUCAAAACCCUCAUCCUGGACUCCCAUUGCUGGAAUUGGAAACAAUAAGAGCAGCAGACUCUCUUUUUUCCCAAUAUUUAGGGCAUCUUCUAUUUCGACUGUUUCUACUGCAAAAGAGGACGCUGUUAUGGCUCAAGAUGGACCGAUUCAUCAGCAUCCCGUGCAGGUCGCAAAGCGUUUGGAGAAGUUCAAAACGACCAUCUUCACGCAAAUGAGUUCACUUGCCAUACAACAUGGAGCAAUAAACCUCGGCCAAGGAUUCCCGAAUUUUGAUGGUCCCGAUUUCGUCAAAGAUGCAGCCAUUCAAGCCAUUAAAGAAGGAAAAAAUCAAUAUGCUCGUGGGUACGGAGUCCCCGAUCUCAACUCGGCCAUAGCUGCCCGUUUCCAGAAAGAUGCCGGACUCGUGGUGGACCCUGAGAAGGAAAUCACCGUUACUUCUGGAUGCACGGAAGCAAUUGCAGCAACUAUUUUAGGCUUGAUAAAUCCCGGAGACGAGGUGAUUCUUUUUGCUCCUUUUUAUGAUUCUUAUGAAGCUACAUUGUCCAUGGCCGGCGCCAAAAUAACGUGCAUCACGUUACGGCCACCGGAUUUUGCUGUUCCGAUCGAUGAACUCAAAUCCGUGAUCUCGAAAGAUACACGCGCGAUCCUUAUGAACACUCCACAUAACCCGACCGGAAAGAUGUUUACUCGCGAAGAACUUAAUCAGAUUGCAUCUUUAUGCAUCGAGAAUGACGUUUUGGUUUUUAGCGAUGAAGUUUACGAUAAACUGACGUUCGAAAUGGAUCACAUUUCAAUCGCGUCUCUUCCCGGGAUGUAUGAAAGGACUGUGACUUUGAACUCACUGGGCAAGACUUUCUCACUAACAGGCUGGAAAAUCGGGUGGGCCAUAGCACCACCGCACUUGAUAUGGGGGGUUAAACAAGCUCAUUCAUAUCUUACUUUUGCUACCUCCACCCCGAUGCAGUUUGCCGCUGCAGCGGCUUUACGAGCUCCGGAUUCGUAUUAUGAGGAGUUACGGAAGGAUUAUAAGGCGAAAAAGGAUAUUUUGGUGGAGGGAUUGAAGGAUGUCGGUUUUACAGUAUACCCUUCAAGCGGGACGUACUUUGUGGUGGUGGAUCACACUCGGUUUGGUCUUGCGGAUGAUAUUUCAUUUUGUGAGUAUUUGAUUAAAGAAGUCGGGGUCGUUGCGAUCCCAACGAGCGUGUUUUAUUUGAACCCGAACGAUGGGAAGAAUCUUGUGAGAUUUACCUUCUGCAAAGAUGAGGAAACUUUGAGGAGUGCAGUUGCAAGGAUGAAGGAGAGAUUGAAAAGGUAAGUCAAGCAAUUAGAGUAUGUUUUUAUCA
Messenger RNA from Cynara cardunculus var. scolymus (artichoke), 1506 nucleotides. Its product is annotated as probable N-succinyldiaminopimelate aminotransferase DapC. Bases 120 to 1478 code for a protein of 452 amino acids. Gene Ontology annotation, biological process: biosynthetic process. Gene Ontology annotation, molecular function: pyridoxal phosphate binding; L-kynurenine:2-oxoglutarate transaminase activity. The record is from RefSeq and is a predicted model, not a curated record. Gene Ontology annotation, cellular component: cytoplasm. The transcript is spliced from 2 exons. NCBI's taxonomy places the organism in Eukaryota, Viridiplantae, Streptophyta, Magnoliopsida, Asterales, Asteraceae.